GCAGGGGUGCUUUGCUUGCAUCUCCAAGACGCCCCCUGCACAGCAAGGAUCUCCGGUCCUGUCUCCUUCUUCUGCCGUUUGCCUCAUGGAGACCAAGACCUGCAAAGGGGACAGCCUGCGGCCACCUGUCCAAUGCAAACACUCUGUAGAGAAGAAGACGAUGACUAACCCCACCACUGUGAUUGAAAUCUACCCAGACACCACCGAGGUUCGGGAUAAAAAACUCCUCAAUGACCUGAAUGGUGCUGUCGAAGACGCCAAGACUGCCCGUCUUUUUAACAUUACCAGCUCAGCACUGGCCACUUUCUGCAUCAUCCUUGUCUUCAUCUUUCUGCGAUACCCACUCACCAACUACUAGAACAUGGCCAGUAGCUGCUGCCCAAAUCCCCGUGCCAGAAGCCGCCAUUGAGUUUCUAACAGAAGGGACGCAAACAAAUAAAACGACCCCCACGCAACUCCCUCCAAAUGGCAAACGCCACCCCAAACAGAUCAAAGAAACAAUCAGGACUCCCCUUUACACUCCUCCUCUCCCCCCACUCCCCAAUAUAGCCUGACUGGUAUGUGAACUUCCGUAGCAGAGACUUUUACUUUUACAUUUUGUACACAAAGUAUUUAUUUUCAUGAUAAAGAAAUAGGAUUUGAUGGUGAAAUGGAAACGACGCGGCUUAAUCGGAGGGGACUGCAGACUGCGGUGGAGGAGGAGGAACUGAAAGAAUACACCAGGGAUCCCAAGAUGAAGGCAACGUAACCAACCCGAGGAGAGUGCUGAACUGAGAAGAUGGGGCAGGUUGCACUGUUGGGCAUGGUGAAAUGCAGACCUCUUUCGGGAUAUACCCCUAAGUCUGUACACAGUUUCAGAAGCUCAAGAGAGGGAAUGGAAUAAUUAAAAAAAAAAAAGCUUGCUGCUAAGAGUUAGGCAUGGCCUUUGCAGAACAUAUCAGUUGCAUUCAGACUGCUUCCAAGUUCCUUCCCUCUCCGCUCCCCACUCUGUGUCCCCAACACACACACACACACCCCUUUGCCGUCUACAUUUUUACCUGUUUUCAUAUUUAUUUGAUUGAAGCCCAUAAUAGCUUGCAAAAAUGUUUAUAAAUCAGGAAAUUUGGGUUCUAGACAGUUUACACUAGCCUCUCCUGACGAAUCCUGGAGCCUUCCAGGGUAAAUCCCAGAGGGGAGGGGGAAAGUAAUGGUCCUCUUUGGAACCUCAUGGAAACACUGAGAAUGUAGACAACUUAUGGAAAAUUUGCAUAGAUCCUGUAUCUCUGUCAACUUUCAAUAAAAAAUACCUCUAACCAUCA
Messenger RNA from Zootoca vivipara (common lizard), 1298 nucleotides. The record is from RefSeq and is a predicted model, not a curated record. NCBI's taxonomy places the organism in Eukaryota, Metazoa, Chordata, Lepidosauria, Squamata, Lacertidae.